Molecule: messenger RNA, 984 nt
Organism: Gadus macrocephalus (Pacific cod)
Lineage: Eukaryota; Metazoa; Chordata; Actinopteri; Gadiformes; Gadidae
Product: trace amine-associated receptor 1-like
Exons: 1
Coding region: 1-984 (327 amino acids)
Biological process (GO): adenylate cyclase-activating adrenergic receptor signaling pathway
Cellular component (GO): membrane
Molecular function (GO): trace-amine receptor activity
Source: RefSeq, a predicted model, not a curated record
AUGGAGCCGGAGUUCUGCUACGGGAAUGGCUCGUGUCUGAGGACGGUCUACCCUGUUGCUGUCCGUGUCACCCUCUACUUGACCCUGGGGUCUGCGGUGGUCCUCACAGUGCUGGGUAACCUCUUCGUGAUCGUGGCCAUUUCUCACUUCAAGCAACUCCACACGCCCACCAACUACCUGACCCUCUCCUUGGCCAUGUCUGACUUCCUCCUGGGGAUUCUGGUCAUGUUCCCCGGCAUGCUACAAUCCGUUGAGACCUGCUGGUACUUUGGAGACAUGUUCUGCAAGCUAUUCACUAGCUCCGACGUUUUGUUGUGUACCGCGUCCAUCUUGAACCUGUCCUUUAUAUCCAUCGACCGCUAUUAUGCCGUGUGCCACCCUCUGCUCUACCCCCAUAAGAUAACUGAUAACACCGCAUUCAUCAUGAUCCUGGUCACAUGGUGUGUCUCUGCUGUGGUCGGCUUUGGGAUGAUCUUUCUCAAGCUGAAUAUAUUAGGAAUCGAGGAGUUGUACUAUAACAAUGUGGCGUGUGAAGGAAGGUGUGUUUUGUUACAGAGUGGGGUUUCCAUCACUGUCUCGUCCAUUAUCGCCUUCUACAUCCCCGGGGUCAUCAUGCUGGGCAUCUACCUGAAGAUCUACGUGGUUGCCCAGAGACAGGUACGCACCACAGGCCUUCAGAACACCAGCUCCUCCAAGGUGGACAAGCACCAAAGGAAAGCCACCAAAACGCUGGCCAUCAUCAUGGGAGUGUUUCUGUCCUUCUGGGCGCCAUUUUUCAUCUGUAAUAUCAUCGACCCCUUCAUCGGCUACUCUGUACCGCCCGCCUUGUUCGACACUCUUGUGUGGCUGGGGUAUCUGAAUUCCACCAUCAACCCGUUGGUGUACGCCUUCUUCUACAGUUGGUUCAGGAAGGCAUUACAAAUAAUCGUUUCCGGGGCCAUCUUUUGGUCUGACAUGUCUGACACAAAAUUGUUUGCAGAGUGA